Messenger RNA from Thermothelomyces thermophilus ATCC 42464, 2531 nucleotides. RefSeq lists its product as uncharacterized. The transcript is spliced from 5 exons. NCBI's taxonomy places the organism in Eukaryota, Fungi, Ascomycota, Sordariomycetes, Sordariales, Chaetomiaceae. The record is from RefSeq and is a predicted model, not a curated record. Bases 123 to 2531 code for a protein of 802 amino acids.
CCCGAAUCUCGAACCCGUCUUCACUGGAUAAUCAUUCAUCUACAUAGCUGGUGGAUCGAGCGGAUCCCAGUCGCCAUCGGUCCUGCAGUGCGACCACGGCCCGGUAUCGACAAGGAGCCGCAAUGCCCAGCACAGCCACUCCGUCGCCGGAUAGCGUAUCCGACAGCGAAUUCCACGAAUUACUCGCAAGCUAUUCCGACUGCAUCGCUGAGAUAUCCGGCAGCAAAGGCACCAAACCUGGCCAGGAGACGCUGUCCAGUUUGGACCAGUAUCGCUAUGGCGCGGCUCUAGAUACCUUCGGCUCCGGGGACCGGGCCGCGGCCAUGGGUCUUGACGACGUCAAGAAACUUGUCGAGUGGAAACUUCGUCAUGGGAAGUUUCGGCCCACCCUGAUGAAACUGGUUUCGUCAAACGAACCCGGUUUCGUCAAGGACACCAUCCGCGAAGCUGUUACGCUCUACCGGGGCAAGUCUGACGUCUCUGGUGCCCUCAACAUUCUGACCCGGCUCAAAGGCAUCGGACCCGCAACUGCGUCUCUACUCUUGGCCGUCCACGAUCCAGAACGCGUCAUAUUCUUCGCCGACGAGGCCUUCUACUGGCUGUGCUGCAAUGGAUCGAAAGCGCCCAUCAAGUACAAUCAACAGGAGUACAUCGAGCUAGACAAACAAGCGCAGUCCUUGAUCAAGCGUCUCGGCGUGAAGGCUAUGGACGUCGAGCGCGUGGCAUUCGUCUUGAUGAGACAACCGAAAGGCGAGAGGGCCGCCUCGGCCAGCGAGGUCAAAUCACCAACUGGAUCGCCAGCCAACGGCAUGGUCAAGAAGCGGCCGGCAAAGAGAAAAGCUUUGGGUGACGUGCCCGCCGAUGAUGCAGCACCUGUACGACGCUCCAAACGGGUUCAAGCGCCCCUCCCGGUUUCGUCGAGUAUGGCGGACACCCUCCUCUUGGCCAGAAGGGAUGAGGCACACUCGUUUGCUUGUCCUGACCCCAUCCAACUUACCCCGAGGUUCGCGGCCCUCAAGGAGAGCUUGGCCUUGGGUAAGGAAUCGGCAAUCAGUUCCUCGUGGCACCGGCUUCUCCAGCGUCUCCCAGUCGAGAUUGGAGUAGUCUCAUCCCUUGGAUCCGAUGCCAUACCCACCAUCCGCUUCGAGGACGCCGCGGACCUACAGCAGGCUGACCGUUUCCUGCGAGACCUUGGCCAGAGAGGAGUCGGUAUCAUCCGCGGUGUGGUGCCCAAAGACACGGCUCUAAUGUGGAGCCGAGAGGCGGAAGAAUAUCUCGGGCAGUCACCACCUGUCAGGUCCCCUUCGGGGGGUUUCCAGGCACAGGAUGUAUACUGGAGUCCUGCCCAGGUUAAGGCCCGAGCUCACCCGAAUCUCCUUGCGGCGCAGAAGUUUGUCAUGAGCGCGUGGAAAUCCAAAGACGAAAACGCCAGGGUGACGACAAACUUUCCAAUCUCGUACGCCGAUCGGAUGGCAUUGAGAGGGAGGGAGGGGCCAGAAAGUAGCCCUUGGGCCACCGUUGACGGCGGAAGUGUGGAACGAUGGGAACCAGACGGAUACGGCCGGGCUGGCACGUACAAGGACAUCUUCGAGGGCCGGUGGGAAGAUUAUGACCCCUGGGAGAGCAGCACCCGCCUCGGCGUAACAAGCGAUCUCUACCACAGAGCCGGCGCGUGCUCCAUCUUCCGAAUGUUUCAGGGCUGGCUCGCCCUCAACCACGUCCCCUCCGGACCAGGCUCGGUCCAAGUCUGCCCGCUGCCGCGCCUAGCCACGGCCUACUUCCUCCUCCGGCCGUUCUUCUCCCCCCCGCCAUCGUCAAUCUCAACACCAACGACGACGCCAGACCGCUCAACCGAAACAGGAGACGACGCCCAGUGGGCGUUCAACCACCCCCAAAAUAGCAUCCUCCACGGCGCGCUCCCAAGCUACGCCCAGCAGAUCACGCCGUCCCUCCACCCGCACCUGCAGCUCGACCGCAGCCUGAUCUCGGUCCCGGACCUCCAGCCGGGCGACUACCUAGUCUGGCACCCGGACCUGAUCCACCGCAUCAUCCCCGACCGACCCCAACCCCAACCCCACCACCACCACCACCAUCACCAUCACCCCUCCGAUUCGGAUCCCGACCCCUCUUCCUCUUCCUCCUAUUCGAGAGCGGCAGCAGCCUGCAUGUACCUCCCCGCGUGUCCACUGACCCAGACGAACGCGCUCUACCUCGCCCGCCAGCGCAAGGCGUUCCUCCUCGGCCAUCCGGGCCCGGACUUUGCGUGGGGCGGGCACGGGCACGGGCACGGCCGCCGAGAGAGCGGGGAACCGGUGUGGAGCUGCGACGGCAGCGGCAGCGGCAGCGGCAGCGGCAGCGUCAUCAGCCGGCCGGAGGCGCAGGAGGUGCUGGACGCGGGCGGGGAUGACGGCCUGCGGGCGAUGGGGUUGUUGCCGUGGGACGAGGAAGAGGCGGACGAGGACAAGGAGAGGGAGGUGCUCGCCAUGGCAAACGGCAUUCUGUUUCCGGACUUGUAUGAUAUGUUUGGGUGA